This is a messenger RNA of Drosophila miranda, 3396 nucleotides long. RefSeq lists its product as uncharacterized. Bases 1505 to 3352 code for a protein of 615 amino acids. The transcript has 8 exons. The record is from RefSeq and is a predicted model, not a curated record. Gene Ontology annotation, biological process: cilium movement; outer dynein arm assembly. Gene Ontology annotation, cellular component: cilium. NCBI's taxonomy places the organism in Eukaryota, Metazoa, Arthropoda, Insecta, Diptera, Drosophilidae.
AUGACAACCUCCCAUGGACUUAGCACUCACGACUCUACAGAUCAACUAGUAUUCUCAGUGUUUGGAUUUUAACUCGAUUUUCGGUUGAUAAAAAUGGAUGUGUCUAACGAUUUGAGAGGAGCAGAGGAGGACAUGAGCUCCAAUUUAAAUUCCUCCGAUUUCUGUGCUUCGUGUGUCACUGCCCUGGCGGAAUCCUUUAGACCGCACAUCAAUCACCCCAUAGUUGGGCUGGAUGGACUCCUCCAGGGUCUGACUCAGAUGAAGAAACUAGACCUUAUGACCUUUCCAACCAUGGAUGUCGAUGUCCCAACGAAGAUGGACAAGUCGCUGCUGAAACUGCUAAAUGGUUGUAGUCUUGGGAUCAUAGAUGCAACCAUUGAAAAUCCGUACAUAAUGCCAGAUGUGGAAGUAUCGUGGAUUCGCCCAAGAUGUGAAAAUGUUCAGGAAACUAGUCACGGAAGAAUCUUCGAUGGACUUCUUGGAACUAGAUUGGGGGCCUCUUGCUCGCCAUUCGCUGCGUCUCUUAAUACAAAGAUCUCGUUUUCGUCCAGAGUUUUCAUAUUUAUAAAACAGUUUUCAAAUGUGAGAAAAUGCUGCAUAGCCGAAUCCAAUCAAGAGAUUCCGGCCAUCAUGAAUGGAGCGGAAGAUAUCUUCAGCAAAAUGGUAGAGAUCGAUUCUCCAGCUGAGAACCAGAAUAAUUCUCUAAAAUUUAAAGUUUUCUUGGAAAUUUUAUUCGCUGGAAAUUUCCUGAGACUUGAGCAGGACAUUGCAGAUCCAACGGAUAUUCAGGCCGCAGGUCGCCGACUUUUGAACAAGCCCGUCGUUCAGCUUUGGCUUUUCAAAGAUAUGACUGCAUGGAAACAAAAGGACUGGCCACACAUCGAGAUAUGGAAGAAGCAAGGUAUGCCAAUAUACUACAUUCUCCUUUGCGACAAGAUAACGAACGAACUGAUCGUUCAGAUGCGACUAGCUGGAGAUUGGCAAAUCGCCUCCACCGCCAGCAGUAAAAGCUGGACACAUUUCAAUUAUGCGGUCUAUCCGGGGGGUAUUCUCGAGCGACUGGGCUGCACUUUCUCCAACGCGCGCACUGCCCAAGAGCUCGUAGAUGUGACUCAGACUUGUGUGGCCAAGGGUCGCUGGUGAUGAUAGAUAGAUGAUAAUGUUUAGUUAGUUAAAAUUGGCGUUUAUUUUUGUGGAGUUCAGUUUAGGCUUCAUUAUCCAAAUACUAAAUCAAAAUUUGAAUUGAUUUCUGAUAUUAUGCAUAGGGUGAUUAAAUUUGUUGUCAAGUCUCCAAAGGAUAUUUUCUCUUGCAUUACUACUGAUUAUCCCGAUUAUCCUCCCCCGUGGCUGUUGGCAACCGAUUGUCGCUUGGCGUUGUUACAACAACUUCAUCGAUCCAACAAACCAACAAGCCACCAGGCACCAGCCACCAGCCACUCGGCGGUGGCCAGCACAAAUAUUAAGCGUCGAUUUCAUAGAGUCAGCCGCCAGAGUAGAUGACGCCAUGGAAUCCGACAAGUUGAACGAGCUUAACAGGCAAAUUAAUGAGAUCAAGAAGAGGAUUUUACUGGCCGAGGGCCAGAAGACGGCCAAUGCGGCCGAGUGGCAGAAGCAGAAUCGCAUCAACUGCGACACCAUCGGCACUCUGAAGAAGGACCUCAAGGAGCUGACGGUGAAGGCCAGUCGACUGCGAAAUCCCCUGCAGCGUCCCAUGGUCAUCAAGGAGUCUAGCAGUGAGCCGAGGCGAGCCCAGAGCUGCACACCCACACUGAUUGUAGGCAAGGCCAUGUACCCGGUGGGGGCAAAAAACGCCGACGAUGCCAUCUUUCUGACCGACCUCAAGAUCACCGAGAACCGCAAGCAGAUGGACCUCCUGCGGCAUCGUUUCAAGUCGCGCCAACAGCACUUCAGCAAGCUGGUGGAGAAGUAUCGCGAGCUGCUGGCCAACAAGGAGGCCCAGAACCAGAAUCUGGGCGAGAAGCCACCCGAAACACUGGAGGAGGAUGCCAAUCGCAAGCUCGUCUGCCAGCUGGAGAACGAGAUACAUCGCACCAAUGUGCAGUGGAUGGAGGCGGAGCACAUCCGCAAGAAGUACCGCUCCAUAGAGGCUUCUCUGAUGAACGAUGCGGAGCGCUUCGAGCGCAGUCUGCGGGAGUUGGAGGCCUCGCUGAGCGACCAGAAGGCGGAGAUCGAGCGGCUCCAGCAAGUGCACAACGAGGCCCUUGAGAUGCGGGACGCGGCCAAGGUGGUUCUUACGCGGCAGGAGCAGCAGGCCAAUCUUUCUCAGAAGACCCGUGAGCGCCAGGCCUUGGACUUCCGCAAGCAGGUGGAGGCGCGCAAGCUGGAGCUCGAGCGGAUCGGGCGCAAGCUGUUCGCCGAAACCAAGACUCUUGUGCACCAGGACAGUGUGGGCUCCACGUCCGGCGAUCCGCUUGCGGCCAAGACCGAGAACGGGGACGAGGAGCCAGCCUCCCAGCUGGAGAGUGUGACCAGCGACAUGGAGUCGCUGUUCAAGCAGCUCAUGGAGGCAUCUGGAGCCACAUCGCCCCUCGAGGUCUUCGAGCGGUUUAGCGCCCAGAAGGAGUCCGCCGCCCGCCUUAACUAUCUGCGCAAAGCGGCCGAGGCCGAGAAGGCCAAUCUGGAGUCGGAUCGGGAGGCUCUCACCAGCGAGCUGGAAGCCUCCAAGUUCUCGGACGUUAAGGAGAGCGAAGUGAACCAGGAGAUCAUCGAGCAGAUCAAGAAUAGUAUUGCCGCAAAAGAACAGGAUCGCAAGCUGGAUACCGACGCGGCCGACAAGUCCAUGGGGGUGCUGAAGUACCUCAAGGAGCGGAUCUGCGAGAUGAUCUUCAAGGUGCAGGAGGUGGACGAGAGCAACAUCGAGCUGCCCGGUCGCAGGCUCCACGUGAGCGUCGCAGAACUUCCCAACUUCCUCACCCACACCGCCCAGGAUGAAGAACUGAUUGAGAUACUAAAAUUGAAGAUCAAACGCUGCCAGGAGCUGAGCAAGUCGGAGGAUGUGCCGCCCUUCGAGAUGCCCAAGCUGGACAUUGGUGAGCAGGAAGAGGAGGAGGAGCUGUACACGACAGAGCCACCAAAGUCCCCAUCGGCACCCGAGGGCGAGAAGCCCCAGCCAAUGCCCCUUUGCUACUACAAUCUCUUUGCCGGUCGCGCCCAACGAGCCGCCGGCACGUCCUCUUCCUCACCGGAGCAGGCUCCCGCAGCGGUUGCCACCACUGACGACGACACCGAAGUGCCCUCCCGGAACUUCCUCAAGCGCCAGUCUGUGCUCAUCGUGGACUCGAAGUCCCGCCGGAAACCGUUUAGACCCACGCCAGGCGGAAGACGCAAGUAACUUAAGAAUACGAUUAAGAUUAAGAGUAAUAUAAGAGAAUCAUC